GUUCCCUCCUCCUCCCGGUGCCUCUUUCUCCGCCCUGCUCCCCCCCAAACACACUCGCACACGGGCUCUCAAGGUGUUCUCCGCACAGCGGAAGAUGGCGACAGACUGAGGGGGCAUGGCCAGCGGGAGCCACGGGGCCAUGCCUUUGGGCGGCCGCCACAGCGGUGCGAAGCAGAGGCGGAAGCGAGAGGCGCACUAAGUAAAGCCCGGCGUCCGCGUCCGGCGUCUGUGGCGCUGCGGGGAGCCAGGUGGCCCGCCCGAGCCGGAACUCCGGGAGCCGCCGGUGCAGAGCCAGAGCAGAGCCGGCCCGGGACCGGCCCCGGCGGACGGCCAGAGCACGAGCGAAGCCCGAAGGGCCGCCAGCGGACCGGCCGGCCGGCCUAGGAGAGCGCGAGCGAGGCAGGGAGCUGCACGGAGCGGGCAACGGGCAGCGGGCAGACGGGCGGGAGAGGAGCGGCGCGGGCGAGGGGAGCGGAGUGGAGCGGAGCGGAGCGCGGCGGGGCCCGCACGGCGGCGCUGAGGGGCGCAGAGCCGCGCUCAGCCGAGACGGCCGGAACAGAGUGCGAGCCGGGGGGCCGGUGGCACGGAGUGAAGUGGCACGGAGCCCAGGGCAGCUGAGGGGCCCGACACUAUGAGGAGUGCGGCGCCGCCGCCGCAGCCGCCACCGCCCCAGUGCCCCGCACCGCCCCCCGCCGGGACGCCGGGCUGCGCCUAGCGGGCCGGGCGGCGGCGCCCCGGCUGCCAGCGAGGGAGCGCAGGAGGGGCGCAGGGACGGCUCGAGAGCGCCCCGCGACUCCGGCCUGAACGGGGGGGGGGGCUUCCCCCCGGGCCGGCUGGCCUGCCUCGCCAUGCAGCCCCCGAGGUAGAGCCUGGACGGCGCGGAGGAGCGCGGAGCGGAGCGCAGCCCGCCCUCCUGAGACGGCCGUCUGGCCUCGCGCCUGCCUACUCCCUCCAGCCCGGACCCCCCUGAAAUAUGUUCAGGGGCGCUUGGAUGUGGCCCGGGAAAGACGCCGCCGCGCUGACUAUCUGCUGCUGCUGCUGCUGCUGGGCUCCCAGGCCGAGCGACAAACCUUGCGCCGAUUCUGAGCGGGCGCAGCGAUGGCGACUGUCCCUGGCGUCCCUGCUCUUCUUCACCGUGCUGCUCGCUGACCAUCUGUGGCUGUGUGCGGGGGCCCGGCCCCGGGCCAGGGAGCUGAGCAGCGCCGUGCGGCCGCCCUGGGGGGCCGGGCGCGAGCGGCAGCGGGUGCCUCCCCGCGCGGUGCUGCCGCCGCCGUCGCCCGGCGAGUCCAGCGCGUCCUCGGGCACCUGCGGCCCGCGAUACAGCAACCUGACCAAAGCCGCCCCCGCCGUCGCCGGCCCCGGGCCGGUCUGCGGCGGCGUCCCAGAGCCCACGGGGCUGGACGCAGCUUGCACCAAAUUGGAAUCUUUGCAGAGACUUUUUGAACCGACCACCCCAGCUCCCCCUCUGCGGCCCCCUGACUCCCCUUCCCGUAACCCGGAGUUCCCCUCCGCCAAAAAAAACUUGCUCAAAGGCCACUUUCGGAACUUCACUCUCUCCUUUUGCGACACCUACACAGUCUGGGACUUGCUGCUUGGCAUGGACCGCCCAGACAGCCUGGACUGCAGUCUGGACACCCUGCUGGGGGACCUGCUGGCCGUAAUGGCCAGCCCGGGCUCCGGGACCUGGGAGGCAUGUAGCAACUGCAUAGAGGCAUACCAACGACUGGACCGACAUGCUCAGGAAAAAUAUGAUGAGUUCGACCUCGUGCUGCAUAAAUACUUGCAGGCAGAAGAGUACUCUAUCCGGUCCUGCACGAAAGGCUGCAAGGCUGUCUACAAGGCCUGGCUGUGCUCGGAAUACUUCAGUGUGACCCAGCAGGAAUGCCAGCACUGGGUGCCCUGCAAGCAGUACUGCCUGGAGGUGCAGACCCUGUGCCCCUUUAUCCUCCCUGACAAUGAAGAAAUGGUGUAUGGAGGCCUCCCUGGCUUUAUCUGUACAGGGUUGCUGGAUACUUCACCAAAGCGGCCGGAAACCAAGUGUUGUGACGUGCAGUGGGUCUCCUGUGAGUCGGAGAAGAAGAAGUUCAAGGACUCUGAGCCCCCCAAAACCCACCACCAGCAAUUCCACCAUUCCUAUUUCCACCACUACCAACAGUACCAACACUACCACCCCCGCCAUGAACCCCCGAGCCGUGUCAGCAACAAGCCCUCCCUGCUGCCGGUCUCUGGGGGCUCGUGCCUCAGUCCCAGCAGGAUCCGGCUCUGUGUCCUUGUUCUUAUGCUCCUCCAUACCGUAGUGUCCUUCUCCAGCAGCCAGGGUGGUGGGGGACUGGGGUUGGAGACACUGCCUGCCCUAGAGAAGGGCCUGACACAGGAAGAGUGAUAUCAGGGAGGGAAGACAAACCUCCACCACACACUGAUGUCAGCUCCAGCCCUGCCUGCUCCAGGUGGGGUGGGGAAAGGUAGGACCCAGUGGGGGGUGGGAGAGACGCGGGGAGGGGGGACCAGAUACUGCCCCCAAUCUACCCCUUCCCUAAAAGCAGCUCCAACAGAAUGGCCAGAGGGCCCACAAGGAGCUGCCAAACUCACCCAGGAGAAAAAGGUAGGAGCAGCAGGUGUCCCCUCCCAAGCCCCAUAGAUGGGGCUUAGUAAAAAAAACGGGGAGAGUGGGGGCUGGAAUUGCCCGCUCCUGCCAAGAGCCCUGACCCCAGGGAAGGAGGCUGCUUGCUCAGCCUCAGCCCUUCAGGGAAUGUUGGGGGGCACAGAGGGGAGUAGUUCUCCCCCCCUCCGCAUUCCUUUCCUUGCCAAGAUCCUUAAUUCCCUCCUGCCCAUACCCCUACAGGUGACGGCAGACAGUGUGCUUGCCCUCCUGCCGCUUGAGCACACCCUGAGUCGGGGGCGUCACAGGAGAAGCGUCCAAUUGGAGGAUGAGGCCCACAGGGCUGCAGCUAGGAAGGUGGCCCGGUUAAGCCGCCCCCACCACCCUUGGCAAUGAGGGCUUGGAAGUGGGUGGUGAAAGGGAAGAAGAGAGGGGAGAGGUAGACAGAGCACGAGGAGAUGGUUGGACUCCUGCUACCUGGCUUCGGGGAGGUGGCGGUUAGUGUUGAGGCAGGCUUAAGAACGGCCCCUCAAAUCAGAAUGAGGUGCAUAAGGAGACCCCUGGGGAAAGAGCCCAGGAGCCAAAAUCCAGAAGGCUGAGGGCACAUGGUUGGACUGCCGCUGUCUGGAGGGCCAUAUCUUACAGAAGGUGCACACACUCCCUAGGGCUGCUCUCGCCCUGGAAAUCUUGGCCUUGUGGCCACAGACCUUUCAUUUCCAAUCUCCACAGGGAGGAGGGACUUGAGCCCAAGUGCGUCAGGCCUGGCCUGGGUCCCGACACUCCCCCAUCUUGUCCUAGCCCAGGCCUCCAUGAAGGAGAACCUGGUGGUGUUGCCCCCAGAGCUCUCCAGAGAUGAGCCUCCCCUAGCCCCACCCUGUGCCCAUCCCCAGCCUACCAAAGAGUAUUCCUCCCUUCCCAUCCCUGACCUGGUGGCCUAUUGUCCCACUGAGGGACGGCUAGACUCCUCACCCUUUAGCGGGCCCCUUUCUCUAGCCACCCCUUGCCCUUGCUGGACAAAGUUCAGAGACUGGCAAGAGGACUUUACGUGGAGCUAAUACGCUGCUGACGACUGUUGGCUAAGAAAGUUGUUUAGUUGGGCUAGAGCGAGAUGAGGCUUGGGAGCCUUUGGCCUUGCACUGAUCUGCUGGGGAAAAGGGAGUCCAUGAUGCCCUGGCAUCUAAAAACCAAUGAAAGCUGACCAGAACAGGAGGCAGAUUCUUUGUGGGGCAGGCCAGGGGUUUUCAGAGAUCAAAAGGAUGAGUAAGGAAGACAGUCCUGGAGCAGCGUUACAGAGAAACAGGUGAGGGCAAGGGAAGGAGGAGCUGCACCUUGCCAGCUUUAGAAUGAAUGGAAGCCUCCCUAAUAGAUUGGGGUUCCUUCAUUCAAGGGUGUGGUUGGAUCCCAAAUCAGCUUCAUGAGCCUAUGGAGCCCUCCUCUGCCAGUUUACUCAUAUCUCACAGCCUGUCCUCUGCCUGGACCCUGUGUCCUCCAUCUUUGGGCCCUCAGCACUUCGGGCCUGGCCACAUUACCCCAUCCCUAGAGUGCUCUUUUCAGCUGGGGAGGGUAAGAGGUGCUGGACCCUUCCCAGAUGUGCUUAUGUAUACGUGAAAGGCGGGGGCUUGAGCUCCAGAGAGGACCCAGUACUCCCUUGUCACUCCUGCAUCCUCAGGAGGGGACACGGGACUGGGCAGCAAAGGGGGACAAUAUAGUCCCAGGGAAAAGGCCCCUUGGAGACUCUCAUCCUCUCUUCCCCCUCACCAAGUGCCCUGGAGACCCCUGGCUCAGACCAGCCCAAGGCCUUGCCCAGUGGCAGGGGAAAGGGGCACCACACUCCACCUCAAAGUCAUUUGACUGUCCCCACCUCCCCCACCCCCUGAUCUUCCGCCACCUCCCCAGCUGCACCCUGCCCUCCGUCACAGGAAGCAGAGCUGGGCAGCUUUCUUACGCCAUUUUCUACACUGUGCUUCAUGCGUAGGACUUUCUUGCACUAGUUCCUAUGACUGAGUCCCCAAGCUGGUUCCCUAGUAGUCUCCCACCUCUUGCUCCUCUCCCUGGCUCUAGUUCAGUUGUCUCUGCCCUCUCUCUUUUCCCUGCCUCUGUGUUCCAGUGAGAGUGUCUGUGUGUGUACUGCUUUCUGUUUCGUUGCAGUGUGGGGCAGGGAGCUCCCUGCUCUUCUUGAACCCCUUAAAGAAAUAAAUGGUCAAACUUGA
Messenger RNA from Onychomys torridus (southern grasshopper mouse), 4809 nucleotides. It is a transcript of the gene Nalf2, whose product is annotated as family with sequence similarity 155 member B. Gene Ontology annotation, molecular function: stretch-activated, monoatomic cation-selective, calcium channel activity. Gene Ontology annotation, cellular component: plasma membrane. The coding region runs from base 974 to 2383 and encodes 469 amino acids. The transcript is spliced from 3 exons. Gene Ontology annotation, biological process: calcium ion import across plasma membrane. NCBI's taxonomy places the organism in Eukaryota, Metazoa, Chordata, Mammalia, Rodentia, Cricetidae. The record is from RefSeq and is a predicted model, not a curated record.